AUGAUAUCUCGACCCAAACUGUUCACCAGAAGUUUGGCCACAGCAUCCAAGCUUCGUCCAACAGCAGCAAAAAAAACACUGACGACAGAAAAGCGCAAAUAUGCCUACUAUGACCUAGUUUUACGUACACCAACACACCCAACACACCCUAUCGAGUCCUCCUUAAUGACAGCUAACGAAUUGCUGAACCUCAAGCGACAUACAAAGACCAGAUAUGAAGGUAACUACUCCAUCGACACUUCGAUUACCCCUGAAGAACGAAUCAGAAGAGUAUUUGGUGGCCGUAUCAAGGGCGAAGACCGUACUGCAUCUAGCCGUGUUGAGCGAGGCGAGCCACAGGUGAUUGCUGGAAUCACCGUGCCACUGAGACCACCCGAACCCGAUAACUGUUGUAUGAGUGGAUGCAUAAAUUGUGUAUGGGAAUUGUUUGAAGAAGACUUGAAAGAAUGGAAUGAAAAAAGAGAAGAAGCAGCUGCCAAAUUGGUUAAGAUGGCUGAACUGAGAACCAAACUGGGAACCAAACUGGACGAAAAGAGUUUGAGGUGGCCCGAGAAUUUCCAUGCGCCAUUGAAAUUGCUAAAGAGAGAAAACUACCCAGAAUCAUUAAAAGAUAAGAGUGAUGAAGAAUUGUUUGAUAAAAGUAAACCUGGCCAAAGCAAGACAGCAGACGACGAGAAAUGGGGGGACGUGCCAGUGGCAAUCAGAGUAUUUGCCGAAGUGGAGAAGAAAUUAAAGAUGAAACACAAACGCAUAGAAGAGCAACAAACUCAACCACAAGCUCAAUCAUCGCUGGCGUGA
Messenger RNA from Lodderomyces elongisporus, 798 nucleotides. RefSeq lists its product as uncharacterized. Gene Ontology annotation, cellular component: mitochondrion. The transcript has a single exon. Lineage: Eukaryota; Fungi; Ascomycota; Pichiomycetes; Serinales; Debaryomycetaceae. The record is from RefSeq and is a predicted model, not a curated record. The coding region runs from base 1 to 798 and encodes 265 amino acids.